AUGAUUAUUAGAUUUCCCAUUCAUCCAUUCAUUUAAUGUAAUUUUUUUUUAUUUAUAUUUUUCACCAAUCACAAAAGAUUUUAAAAAGGCUUUUUCUAUUUUGAUUUUAUCAUCUCUUUUUUUUUUGAAGGUUCUGCCAUAAUUAACAAAUACAAUUAAAGUCGCACAUUUUUUACAGGUUGUUUACAACAUUUGAUUGUUAAGAGAUAUCAACACAAUGGAUGUAUAAAUGCAAAAUAGUGUAUCGAAUAUUUGACUUAAGAUAUUUGCGAGAAUUCAGGAAAUUCGAGUGAUAAAUAUAAGUAAAUAAAUAAGGGUCUAGUAAUUGUCAAUGUAGUUUAGAAAUGCCGAGAUGAAUUAUGUAGUGAAGCAGGAACGAGAUUGACUACUGAUUAAGAAUGUUCUAAAUUUAGGUUUGGUUGCAUUUCAAAAGGAUAAGGUUGUACAGAGAGUCCUUUGAAAGAAUGUAAUACAUAUGAAAGUUAAGGGCAAGAAUGCAAUAAAUUAAUUGGAUCAGAUGGAGCAUGUGAACUUUAGUAGGGUAGUCAAUAUUGUUAAUAAAAAAAAUGUGAAACUGCUUCGAAUACUUAUAAAAGUGAUGAACAAUGUGAUUAAUAUUUAAAGGGCUGUGAUAGUACAGGGAGCAUUAAUGUUUUGUAGUUGAAUUUUUAAGUAUUGCAUUCUUUUAAGUUAGAAAUUGAUGUUCAAAUAAUUUUCAACUCCUAGGAUCAAUAGCUAAAGCUUUGUACAUCUAAAUAAUGGCAUCCUCAUAUUUAUAUAUUUGUGUAAAUUUUUUAUAUCUAAUUUAAUUUAUAAUAACUUUAUAAACAUGCACCUUGUAUUUAAAUUCAAAUUAAAUCUACCUUUCUCCAAUAAAGGACUAACAUGUCUGGAGUUCAAAGCUAAAGCCUUGUCAAACCAAGUAAAUGGCAUCCUCAUAGAGAUUUAACCGUCUUAUAUCUGAUUAUUAAAGAUUGA
Molecule: messenger RNA, 978 nt
Organism: Paramecium sonneborni
Lineage: Eukaryota; Ciliophora; Oligohymenophorea; Peniculida; Parameciidae
Source: the annotation of a GenBank genome assembly